ACUAGGCUUUAGAAGCAGUGGGUACUGGGUACUUGAUAAAGUGGUCUCUGGGGAUUGUAUAGUGUAAAGUAGCCCUUUAAUUUCUAGGCAAACCUAAUGGGUUCCGUCGAUUUGGAGAAGAUGGCGUGGUGCUUCCCAAGAGUUAUGAAGAUCAUGCUGAUGCCAUCCGAGCCAUGGAAGUCAGGCCUGAUGAUGUGUGGCUGGUCACAUACCCUAGAUCUGGAACAACGAUGACCUGCGAGAUAUUGUGGCUGAUGAUGAAUAAUCUGGAUUAUGAAAAGGCAGCAAAAACACAUAUGUUUCACCGACGACACUUUCUGGAAUUUUUCACAUUUCUCCACGAGCAAGCUCAAGACUUGGACACUUAUCCAUCUCUUCACAACUUCCCUGUAGGCUACCGUCUUGCCGCCGCUUCCCCCUCCCCCCGUCUAGUCGUCACCCACCUCCCCUUAUCGCUCCUACCACCCAAUGUCCUGGAUGUGGCCAGGGUGGUGUUCGUGGCCAGGGACCCGAAGGAUGUGGCUGUGUCCUGGUAUCAUUUGCUGAGGAUGUACAGGUGUUUUGAUUUCGUGGGGGACUUUAAGGAGUUCUGGAAACUUUUUAUGGAUGAUUCGAUUCUUUUUACACCAUUCUUCCCAAGACUAAAGGAGACUUGGGCACUGCGCAACCAUCCGAAAAUGAUGUUUUUGUUUUACGAAGACAUGAUAAAGGAAAUAUUUGAAAUACACGAAACGUGACUAUAUCAUCCUAGGAAUCACAGAAAAUCUUCUUGUCCAUUUUUAAUUUUGAUCUGGAUCUCAUGUUGUACCAACCGAUAAAUAUUGAAAAACAUGAAACUAAAAGAAACAGAUUUUGUACCACUUUAUUUUCACCAGGACAUACCCAGCACCUUAAAGAAGAUAUCCUCCUUCUGCGGCAAGCAAUAUUCUCAAGAGCAGAUCCUGACGCUCGCUGACCAUCUGUCCAUUGACAACUUCAGGCAAAACCAGUCGGUGCAAUCUGUGCUGGAAACUAUUCGAGGCAUGAAGAAUGAAGGCGGAGAGGGGUUUAUUAGGAAAGGUAAAUCAGGUGGUUGGCGAUCUUACUUCGACGAAGAUAUGCGGCUGCAGGCUGAAACUUGGAUCCAGCGCAAUCUAGCGGGCAACGACAUAACUUUCGCAUCUUAACAUAAUAUAUUAUAAUUAUAAGUUAAUUAAACUAUAGGUAAUAAAACUAUAUAAUGUGCAAUUUGGUUGCUCAAUGUUCUGCGUGGAAUGAAACGCACAGAUGCAAGAAAUGUAUUUUUCUUUUCAAAAUGUAGUAAAAUAAAAGAUUAACAUAACAUGAUAUUGCUAAGGCAUGUUAACAAUCUUAACAAAUUGGUUAAUAAGAAUAAGUAUUUAAAGGAAAUAAGGGUGGUUCAUCCGCUCGAUAAUGGAUUUAUGGACCCAAACAAAUAAAUUCAUGGUUAGCUUAACUAUAAUAGCAGUUUUUAUUAUCCUUUUAAAUAAAAAAAAAACAAGUUUUUUGAUGCGGUCAAGACUUUAAUUUUAUUAAAUUUAUCCCUCAAAUUAAACAUUUAUCCCUUUAAUCCCCCAAAAGCUAAAAGACUACAAAACAACAGAGCAGCAGAUAGCAGCAUAUUGUAUUACAAUUCGUUGUAAAUAAACACAAAACAAACAAAAAUGGUAAGAUGGUAAGUAAAUCAUAAAUAUAAUUUUUAUGGCUGGCCAAAAACAGUGUUUUUUUAAAGUCUGAAACUUGUUAUUAGAAAAAUACACCUUAUGUCAAACCGGCAAAACAAAACGCAGCUUGGCCGUCAUCUUUCUUUCCUCUUGACAUUUUGUUCAAGGAGAACGUAUACCAUUUCGGCUUAACACGUUUCGUGUCUUUA
Molecule: messenger RNA, 1873 nt
Organism: Cydia pomonella (codling moth)
Lineage: Eukaryota; Metazoa; Arthropoda; Insecta; Lepidoptera; Tortricidae
Product: sulfotransferase 1A2-like
Exons: 5
Coding region: 174-737 (187 amino acids)
Biological process (GO): sulfation
Cellular component (GO): cytoplasm
Molecular function (GO): sulfotransferase activity
Source: RefSeq, a predicted model, not a curated record